This is a messenger RNA of Penicillium pulvis, 795 nucleotides long. Its product is annotated as SDR family NAD(P)-dependent oxidoreductase. Bases 1 to 795 code for a protein of 264 amino acids. The transcript has a single exon. Lineage: Eukaryota; Fungi; Ascomycota; Eurotiomycetes; Eurotiales; Aspergillaceae. The record is from RefSeq and is a predicted model, not a curated record.
AUGGAGUCGUCACAUUUAUCACUAAAAGGAAAGGUUGCCCUUGUCAGUGGCUCAUCGUCAGGGAUCGGAGCGGCCAUUGCCCGCGAGCUGUCGGCCCGCGGCGCCGCGGUCAUCGUCAACUAUCCCUACCCCUCAGAAGCAAGCACCGCGCUCGAGGUACUAGGGUCACUGGCCGGAGACGCAAAAUCAAAAUCAAUAAUCGUGGAAGCCGACCUUGCGACGAUAGACGGACCCAGGCAACUUUCCGCAGCCGCAGCGGCCCACUUCGGAAAAAUCGAUAUUCUUGUCAAUAAUGCUGGGUACAGCGGUAUCUGCAGUAUAUCCGACAGUAGCAACUUUGAGGUAGAGGACGCGUGGGAGAAGACAUUCAACCUGAAUGGGAGAGGAACAUUCCUCCUGACGCAUGCCAUUCUACCAUUGCUUGCACCCAUCGGAUCUCGUAUCAUCAAUAUUGGAAGCUCUACCUCCAGGGAUCCUGACCCCGAUAUGAGCAUCUAUGCUGGGAGUAAAGGCAUGAUAGAAAGCUUUACGAGGUGCUGGGCCCGUGAUUUGCCUCGCAAGCACGGCUGUACGGUAAAUACUGUUGCGCCAGGUCCUGUGGCUACCGAGACCCUUCUUGCGGCACCGGGUGCCUUGUUGGAUCUCCUACGUUCUCGAUUGGACCGGGUCCCGGUGGAAUCACGGUUUGCACACCCUGAGGAGGUUGCCUGGGUUGUGGCAGAGCUUUGUGAGGCUAAGGCGGCGUGGUUGAAUGGAUUGUAUCUGCCGGUCACGGGUGGACUUUCGUUGUGCUAA